Phragmites australis (common reed) is the source of this 1448-nucleotide messenger RNA. RefSeq lists its product as uncharacterized. The coding region runs from base 158 to 1153 and encodes 331 amino acids. NCBI's taxonomy places the organism in Eukaryota, Viridiplantae, Streptophyta, Magnoliopsida, Poales, Poaceae. The record is from RefSeq and is a predicted model, not a curated record. The transcript is spliced from 5 exons.
CCCCCCCCCCCCAAACCCUCUCUUCUUCUACCCUCCCCGGCUCCCGCGGGCGAACUGGGAAAGGCGGGCGUCUCGCGGCCAGUACAUUUGGGCCCAGGGGUUGUGGUGGAGAUUUUGCUUGUUAAUAUAGCUAGUUGGAGAGAAUCUGGAAGUUGUAAUGGGGGAAAACACUCGUGGUAGUGGUCGCCGUGCAUUCGGGGACUUGACAAAUGUCCUUUGCAAGCGACGAGCCCCAACAGAUUUUGAGAUGAGUUCAGGUGGAAUAAAGAUUAGACGGAUUGAAAAGGACGUUGAGCCUAGGAAACAGUCUGAUGAAAAUGCAAAAACCAGCGGUGGAGGGAAAGGAAUCAUAUUUGGAAAUUUGUUUGAUGGUGUUGCCAAAGAGAAUGUUGAAAGGCCCUCUAUUUUUCGUGGCACAAAGGUUCAGCACAUGGCAGCCGAGGCCGCUGGGCUGCUAUCCAAGGAGGCCAGUGAGGCGAGGAACCAUUGUGCGUCAAUGGAUUCAUCUGAUCUCAGUGACAAGGACCUGGAGUCUUCUCUGGAAUCAGGUGGUGGCUGUGAAGAGGAUGAUGAUGAGAUAGAUGGUGAUUUGCUGAGUCAAUUUGGCAGCUCAGAGCUGGUUAGUAAAAUCAUAGCCACUGACGGUGAAUGUCUGACUCAAGAGGAGAUAGUUGGAUCAUCAGGAAAUCAGGAGCCUCUGUCUUCAUUGGACUUCAUGAUCGGUGGAAACAUGCCAAAUUCCAACGUUCAGCCUGCUUCAAUGAGAGUUGGUGGCUUGGAAGAAGCUGUUGCCACAAAGCCAUGUGCUUGCUCUUUCUAUACUAAGGCUGCUUUUAUGUGGACUGAUCUCCAUUAUCAGGAUUCAAGAAGCCGGCUUUCUGUAUUGAAGAAGAGUAUAAAGCUUGCUAGGUCGAUAGAGGCAAAAAGCCGAGGCAAUGAAUGUGCUGCCAAUGCAGUCAAAUAUAACUCAAGACGAGCUGCAGAGAUGGAGUAUGGAUUAUCUCAACAACAGAGAUCACUCUUUCUUUACACUGAGAAUGUCCUUAUUCGUGAGUCUACACAGCUUCAUUCAGCUUUUGUGAAGUUAAAGGAACUGAGAGAGAACUGCAAGACAGAUCUUGAGAAGAUAAGCAAUUCUUCGUUGGGAAAAUGAGUUCUGCAUGGUUGUGCUGCUGAACGUUUUGUUUCCCUGACAAUUAGUAAGAGCAUCGGGAUUGGUUUGAAUCAAGAUGUGUAUUAAGGUUGGCUGUGAACUUAGGAAUUAGGUGUUUGGCUCUUAUGAUAACUCCUAUCUAGAAGCAUUGCCCAGCAUGUUUGUAUUGUCUCAGACUCUAUAAAGAUAAGCAGAGAACAUGCUGAUGUAAAAAAUCUCCAUGGGAAGUUAGGAGCUGUAUGUUGUCGCAAUGAGACAGGAUCCUCUUCACUUUACCUGGCAGUGGGCUUGCUUC